UUAAGGAUAUCUUAGACACUAUUGAAUUUUCCGAUCCACCGAAAGGGAUAUCAUUUUUGUUUAUCAAUAUGUUGUUUGUUCUGUGAAGUUAGUCCACCUGUAAGUGAAUAGAGAACACACUAACCUUAUUCUCUUGGCUGAUCACGAGUUGCCUGUUCUCUCCUCUAAGAUGCAACUUUUAGAGUUACACAGAAUCAUUGAGGAAAAAGAAAACAUAGCAGAGAUGGCUAAAGUAGAAAAUGAGGAGUUAUCCAGAGAAAAUCAGGACCUCAGAAGAGAUAUUGAGAGACUUCGCAAGGAGUUCACUGACCUCCAAGCUGCUCCAGUGUCCUUGGAGCAUCCCAGCCCUUAUGGCUCUCCAACUGACCCYRCCCCCACUGAGGAGCAGCAGCUAGAUGUACUAUCUGCCGGUCUCCCCUCUGGGAACCACUAUGAGACCCCAGAAACUGCUCCAAACUCUGAGGAGGAAGAGUUGUGCUUGCAGUGUCGUCACUGCCAUGAGUGGUUCCCUGGCAUCACCCAGGAUGAGCUGGAGCUGCACGAGGACAGCCACAGAUUGUGCCCCUACUGCAACCUCAUCUGUGACGGAGUGGAGCAUGCUAUAUUUGAAGACCACGUCUUCAGCCAUGAGGAGUUCACUGACCUCCAAGCUGCUCCGGUGUCCUUGGAGCAUCCCAGCCCUUAUGGCUCUCCAACUGGCCCAACCCCCACUGAGGAGCAGCAGCUAGAUGUACUAUCUGCCUGUCUACCCUCUGGGAACCACUAUGAGACCCCAGAAACUGCUCCAAACUCCGAGGAGGAAGAGUUGUCCUUGGAGUGUCGUCACUGCAUGAGUGGUUCCCUGGCAUCACCAGGAUGAGCUGGAGCUGCACGAGGA
This is a messenger RNA of Salvelinus sp. IW2-2015, 877 nucleotides long. Its product is annotated as calcium-binding and coiled-coil domain-containing protein 2-like. NCBI's taxonomy places the organism in Eukaryota, Metazoa, Chordata, Actinopteri, Salmoniformes, Salmonidae. The record is from RefSeq and is a predicted model, not a curated record.